AUGUCAAAUUCAGAUCUAGACGAUUACAUGUCUUCUGAAUUCAUUUCGGAAGUUGCGGAUGAAAAGAAACCAGAGACCUAUUCCGAGAGGAGACGUCAAAAACAACUUGCGAAUUUAGGUUACAAUAAACCUCGCAAAGUCUUAGAGAAGGAGCUUCGUGACGAAGGACUCGGUAAACCCAUUGACACUGAAGAAAAUGCCUCCUCGCCUGGCUUAAAAUUGCUGAAAAAGAUGGGUUACGAAAAGGGCAUGAGAUUGGGAAAAAAUGAAAGUUCUCAGGCAUUAUUAAGCGAACCAAUAACGGUAGAAAUCAAACAGGACCGUUUGGGUUUAGGAAUGUCAACAGAGAUGAAGAAACGUAAAUUGAGUAAUUUAGAAGAAAAUGUAAAACGUGCGAAAAUAAAAGAGGACGAAUAUGUCGAACGUUUACGUGAGGAGAGGCUUGCAAAACGUGUUGAAAAACAAUUAAGAGCUAUUCAACGAAUAUGCGAGACAUUAGAUUUGAAAAGGCACAAUGUUUUUUGGUUGCGUGAUGAAGAGGAGAGCUCGACCAAAGAGCUCGAUCAAUUUUCAGAUGAAGAUGAACAAGCCAUCAAAGUAGAACUUGAGGAAUCCCAAUUGCAUGAGGCUUCAGAUGAAGAUGAGCAAAAAAUCAAAUCAGAAUUUGAUUUGCUUGAGAAUUCGGAAAAAUUCGAACGUAUUCUUGCUUAUCUUCGUGAUCAGUAUUUUUAUUGUUUUUGGUGUGGUCACGAGUACUCUAAUUUUGAAGAAAUGACCAAUCAAUGUCCUGGCACGACAGAAGAAGAGCAUGAUUAA
Ambispora leptoticha is the source of this 816-nucleotide messenger RNA. The record is from the annotation of a GenBank genome assembly. Lineage: Eukaryota; Fungi; Glomeromycota; Glomeromycetes; Archaeosporales; Ambisporaceae.